UCCUCUCCUCUCCUCUCCUCUCCUCUCCACUAUGUUAUCCCGCAUCCCUACAGUCCUCCUAGCUGUGUUGUGUCGGUGUGUGCUAGUGUCUCUGGGGGUGGACCCCCCUCACCCCCGUCGAGAGAUCCGGAUCGAGGGAGACCUGGUCCUGGGGGGGCUGUUCCCGGUCCAUGAGAAGGGGGGAGGGAUAGAGGAGUGUGGCAGGGUAAACGAGGACAGGGGGAUCCAGAGGUUGGAGGCCAUGCUGUUUGCUAUAGACAUGAUCAACUCUGAUCCUACUCUACUGCCUGGAGUCAGUCUGGGAGUUCACAUACUGGACACCUGUUCUAGAGAUACGUACGCACUGGAACAGGCGCUGGAGUUUGUGCGUGUAUCUCUGACCAAGGUGGACGAUACAGAGUUUAUCUGUCCUGAUGGAUCCUACGCUCUACAGGAAGACAUUCCCCUGGCCAUUGCUGGAGUUAUAGGAGGAUCCUAUAGCAGUGUGUCUAUACAGGUGGCCAACCUGCUGCGCCUCUUUCAGAUCCCUCAGAUCAGCUAUGCCUCUACUAGCGCCAAGCUCAGCGACAAGACACGCUAUGACUACUUUGCCCGCACGGUGCCCCCUGACUUCUACCAGGCCAAGGCCAUGGCAGAGAUCCUGCGGCUGUUCAACUGGACCUACGUGUCCACGGUGGCAUCAGAGGGAGACUACGGAGAGACGGGCAUUGAGGCCUUUGAACAGGAAGCCCGUAUGAGGAACAUCUGCAUCGCUACCUCUGAGAAGGUGGGCCGCUCUAACGCUAAGAAGUCCUAUGAGGCAGUGAUCAGGCAGCUCCUCCAGAAGCCCAACGCCCGCGUGGCUGUCCUCUUCCUGCGCAGCGAUGAUGCUCGGGAACUCCUCUCUGCUGCUGCUCGACUUAACGCUACCUUCAUCUGGGUGGCCAGUGACGGCUGGGGGGCACAGGAGAGCAUUGUCAAGGGCAAUGAGGCCACAGCCAACGGGGCCAUCACCCUGGAGCUGGCGGCCAAUCCCGUGCCGGCGUUCAACCGCUACUUCCUGUCUCUGGAUCCAAUCAACAACCACCGCAACCCCUGGUACCGAGAAUUCUGGGAGCAGAAGUUCCAGUGCUCGCUUGGAGGAGGGGGUGGAGGAGUAGGAGCUGGGGCAGGAGGAGUAGGGUCGGGGGGAACUGUGUCUCUCUCUCUCCCUCCAUGUGACAAGGGUGUGUUGGUGGAUGAUAGUAACUUUGAGCCGGAGUCCAAGAUCAUGUUUGUGGUGAAUGCGGUAUACGCCGUGGCCCACGCCCUCGAUAAGAUGCAGAGAACACUGUGUUCCAACACCAACAAGCUCUGUGACAGCAUGAAGGCUCUGGAUGGACGUAAGCUCUACAGAGACUACCUCCUCAACAUCAGCUUCACAGCUCCCUUCUCUCCUCCCGGUAGUGAGACCGUGGUGAAGUUUGAUGCCUACGGCGACGGGAUGGGACGCUACAACAUCUUCAGUUACCAGCACAACGCUGAUCGCUACGGAUACGUGCCCAUUGGUGAGUGGGCGGAGACUCUGAGCCUGAGCAGUGACCUGAUUCGCUGGCCAAGGGAGGUGGUGCCCCCAUCCCAGUGCAGCGACCCGUGUGCCCACAACGAAAUGAAGAAGAUGCAGGCUGGAGAGUACUGUUGUUGGAUCUGUACGGCAUGUGAGGCUCAUGAGUACCUAGCUGAUGAGUUCACCUGUUCGCCCUGCGCCCCUGGCCAGUGGCCCAGUGAAGACCUAAUUUCCUGUUACGACCUGCCUGAGGACUACAUCAUGUGGGAGGAUGCCUGGGCUAUUGGACCAAUCAGCAUCGCCGUUGUUGGGUUCCUGUGUACAUCUCUGGUGUUCUGGGUGUUUGUGAGACACAACAGCACGCCCCUGGUGAAGGCGUCAGGCAGAGAGUUGUGUUACAUUCUACUGCUGGGUGUCUUCAUGUCCUACUCCCUCACCUUCCUCUUCCUGGCCAAGCCCUCGCCUGCUAUCUGCGCCAUGCGACGCCUCGGCCUCAGCACCUCAUUCGCUGUCUGCUACUCUGCCCUGCUCACCAAGACCAAUCGGAUCGCCCGGAUCUUCAGUGGGGUGAAGGACGGGGGCGGGACCACAAAGCCGCGCUUCAUAAGCCCCACGUCCCAGGUGUUUAUCUGUCUCAGUCUGAUAUCGGUCCAGUUAGUGAUGGUGUCAGUGUGGUUGCUGCUGGAGGUUCCUGGUACCAGGAGGUUUACGUUACCGGAGCGACGGCAGACAGUGAUCCUGAAGUGUAACGUCCGUGACUCCAGCAUGCUGCUGUCGCUAGGAUACGACGUGCUCCUGGUCAUCCUGUGUACUGUGUACGCCUUCAAGACCAGGAAGUGUCCAGAGAACUUCAACGAGGCUAAGUUCAUAGGUUUCACCAUGUACACAACCUGUAUCAUCUGGCUAGCCUUCCUGCCCAUAUUCUACGUCACAUCCAGUGACUACAGGGUCCAGACCACCACCAUGUGUAUCUCUGUCAGUCUCAGUGGUUUUGUGGUGCUGGGCUGUAUGUUCGCUCCCAAGGUCCACAUCAUCAUGUUCCAACCACAGAAGAACGUCACCAGUCUCCGCCUCAAUAUCAACCGCUUCAGUGUCAGUGGUCCUGCCACCACGUACGCUUCACACGCAUCGCAGGCAGAGGAGCAGGAUUAUAUAAAAGCGUCCCACGGCCCAGAAGGCACAGCAUCAUGUUCAGCCCAGACACACACUAACACGGCCCAGAGAUUGGAAGGCUGUUGUCCUGAGGCUUAUGCAUUCACUCCCCAGCCCUGCUCCAACCAGACACUAUAACCUCCCAUCCACUCCUCUCCCUGCAUGGCACGUUGCUAUGGACAACCACUGCCACAUCCACAAUUCCUUUUGUUCUGAUGUAGUGGGAUGGGGGAGUCGAGUAUGAAGAAGGGAGGAGGAUUAAGGAGUGGGAUGUUGAUUCAAACUCAAGUUGUCUUUAAUGAUGGGACUUGGCAGAAAACUCAACCAACCUACUUUCCACAUUCCCCCUCUCCAUCAGUCUCCCUAUCUUUCUCUGUCACCCAUGGCAGUCCACCUUCACUAUCUCAUCUUGUGAAACUUUGCUGGUAUAUUUGUCAGAGCCAAGAUUGCUUAAGACAGGCUCUGUACGGGUCCUGAGCCCACUGCAACACAAUGCCAAGAAGGGUUCUGCGACCGCGCUCCAUCAUGUCAAGCAUACACAUACAGAACCUGAAUCAAAUACACACAAAGAACAUGGGGCUGUCACAGCAGCAGCCUUGAAGAGGGUGGAGAUGGAGGGAGGGAUGGAGAGAGAAGAGUUGGUGUUGCAGUCUGAUUGUGUGAGCUGUGUUCAACUCAAAGCAGUGGCAUACUGUAGAACUACAGAUGAGGUAUACAUCUAGUCCCUUUUAAAAAUGAUACUGUACUAGUUAGCUUGACCAACAGAUGACAGGGAUUGUAAUGUGUACAUAUGGGAAUAGGCUAGGAGUGACUGGUCAUUCACUAGCAAUGUAGAACAAUACAACAAAACAGUGAAGUUAACAGUCAGUCUUUUACCAUUAUAAGUGUCAAUGCUAAUGGUACUAACUCUGUCCAAAGGUGUCUUUAAUAAUGUUAUCAAAGUAUGUGUUCGCUUUUCACAGCGUAUUCUCACCUGGAAUGGGUCAGUGAUCUCCAGAUUCCCAAGAGAACAACCCAGAACAUUCUGGAGUCAAGGUAGAAGUUGCUCCAAUAACCACAGAUCUAGGAUCAGAUUACACUAUCCUCAAUCCUAACCUUAACCAUUAUAGGAUGACAAGGUAUCUCACCCUGGAUCAGUGGUUAGAUCUGGGGUCAACGUGAACCCUGACCUCUUUGGACUGGCCGAUCAGAAAGCAAUAGAGCUCAUCAUACGUGCAAUAACGAGGACAUCAUAAUAAACAAUAACAAAUGA
This is a messenger RNA of Salmo salar (Atlantic salmon), 3929 nucleotides long. Its product is annotated as metabotropic glutamate receptor 3. Gene Ontology annotation, cellular component: membrane. Lineage: Eukaryota; Metazoa; Chordata; Actinopteri; Salmoniformes; Salmonidae. Gene Ontology annotation, biological process: G protein-coupled receptor signaling pathway. Gene Ontology annotation, molecular function: G protein-coupled receptor activity. The record is from RefSeq and is a predicted model, not a curated record.